UCUGAUUAUGGGUCGUGUCUGUUUCCUUGCAUAUCUUAGAUAAGAUUCAUCGGAUUAAGUACAUUCUUUUCUAAAGGAAGAGGAGAGAACUUCUGUCGACUUUCAGUUCUUGUUUGCUAGUUAAUCCCUUUUCGCAAAAAAAAUCAAAAGAAAAAUACUCCUAAACAUUCCACUCUUUAAUUAUCAAAAACAAAAAAGCUUUUUUCACUCUUUAGUUAUCGAAGAACAAAAAAACACUUUCACUCUUCUGUUAUCACAGCGCGAGUUUCUUUUCAGAUCCUGCAUUAGAUCGUUGUUUUCUUCUUCUCCGUUUCUUCAGUUGCUUUCUUUUAAAAGGAAAAAAAAAAAAAAAACACUUUUUUACUCCUCUGUUCUCUUUUAUCACACCGACGGCGAGUGCCUUUUUAGAUUCUGCAUGAUCGUUGUUUUCUUCUCAGUUUCUUCAUUGCUUUCUUUCGAUUUUCUCUUUUCUUUUUUUCUUCAUGUCUCGCAUUUGGCAAUAUGAUGUCUUCAUUAGCUUCAGAGGGGACGAUCUCCGCCAUAACUUCCUCGCCCACUUUCGAAAGGAGCUCGAUCGUAAAUUGAUCAGAACUUUCAAUGACAUGGAGAUCGAGAAAGGUGAAUCGCUCGAUCCCGUGCUUACACAGGCCAUUAGGGGUUCGAAGAUCGCGGUGGUUUUAUUCUCUAAAAACUACGCCUCUUCUGGCUGGUGUCUAAACGAGCUGCUGGAGAUUGUGAAAUGCAAGAAAGAAAUUGGCCAACUUGUGAUUCCCAUUUUCCACGGUGUGGAUCCUUCCCAUGUGAGGCAUCAAAUCGGUGACUUUGGAAGUAUCUUUGAAAAGACUUGCAGGAGACAUUCAGAGGAAGUGAAAAAUCAGUGGAAGAAAGCGUUGACCGAAGUAGCAAAUAUGGUCGGAACACAUCUUCAAAAUUGGGAUAAUGAAGCAAAGCAGAUUGAAUAUAUCGUCAAUGAUCUUUUGGGUACAGUGAUUCUAACUCCAUCAAAGGAUUUUGAGGAUACUGUUGGGAUUGAAGAUCAUAUAGCAAAGAUAAGUUUAAUUUUGGACUUGAAAUUUGAAUCUAAGGAAGUGAGAAGGGUUGGGAUAUGGGGUCCCUCAGGAAUUGGCAAAACAACCAUUGCAAGAGCUUUAUAUAGUCAACAUUCUCAUGUUUUCGAUGUUUGUGUUUUCUUAGACAUACAUUUCGUAUCUAAGAGUACUAAAAAUUAUAGAAAAGGCAAUCCAGAUGACUAUAACAUGAAGUUGUGCUUGCAAAAAAGUUUCCUUUCUAAAAUAUUAGACCAAAAGGACAUAGAGGUAGAACAUUUAGGUGUAAUAGAAGAGAGGCUAAAGCACCAGAAAGUUCUUAUCGUUCUUGAUGAUUUGGAUGAUCAAAUGGUGUUAGAUACCUUGGUAGGUAAAGAUGAAUGGUUUGGAUGUGGGAGCAGAAUCAUUGUGAUUACAAAAGAUAAGCGUCUUCUAGAAGCCCAUGGGAUAAAUCAUAUAUAUGAGGUUGGUUUCCCAUCUGAAAAGCAAGCUCUUGAGAUGUUCUGUCACUCAGCUUUUGGGCAGAAAUCUCCGGAUGAUGGUUUUGUGGAGCUCGCUACGGAAGUUGCAGCACGUGCUGGUGGUCUUCCUUUAGGUCUUAAGAUUCUAGGUAAAGUUAUGAAAAAUCGGAAGGUAGAGGAAUGGAAGGGUGAAUUGCUGAGUCUUCAAAAAAAUCAGAAUGGGGAUAUUGGAAAAACACUUAAAGUCAGCUACGAUAAGAUAGAUAUCCAAAAACAUAGAGCGAUAUUUCGUCACAUCGCUUGUUUUUUCAAUGGGGCGGAAAUCGAUAACAUCAAAUUGAUGCUCCCAGAGUUGGAUGUUGAAACAGGUGUUAGACACCUAGUUGAGAAGUCCCUCAUAAGUAGCAAAUCAUCGUGGAACAAUACGUGUACCGUAGAUAUGCACUGUUUGGUACAAGAAAUGGGAAAGCAACUUGUCCGUGCACAGUCCGAAGAGCCUGGAGAACGAGAAUUCCUAUUUGAUUCAGAUGAUGUCUGCAAUGUACUUGGAGGUACCAAUGUAAGAUUUUGGUUUUCUCCUCCCGUAAUUUUCUGUAUAAAAUUUAAAAGGUUCUUGUUAAUAUAAUGAUUCGUAUAUUUUCAGGGUACUAAUAAAGUUAUAGGUAUAUCAUUGGAUUUAAAUGAGAUUGAUGAGUUGGAGAUACACAAGAAAGCGUUCAAAAAUAUGCACAAUCUCCGUUUUCUAAGGUUCCAUAUAAAUUCAUGGGAGCGGGAAAAGGAAGUUGAAUGGAAUUUACCC
Arabidopsis lyrata subsp. lyrata is the source of this 2306-nucleotide messenger RNA. Its product is annotated as disease resistance protein RPS6. Lineage: Eukaryota; Viridiplantae; Streptophyta; Magnoliopsida; Brassicales; Brassicaceae. Bases 483 to 2132 code for a protein of 549 amino acids. The record is from RefSeq and is a predicted model, not a curated record. Gene Ontology annotation, biological process: signal transduction; defense response. The transcript has 2 exons. Gene Ontology annotation, molecular function: ADP binding.